AGCUAGCACAGCCAUUGAACCAAUUGCUGCGGAAAAACUCAAGAAUGCCUUUCUGGAACGACGCCGGACGCCGAGCACGUGCCGGCGCUGGACGGGGACGACCCCUCCCAGGAGGCCCGCCAGGCCAGAACGGGGGCGCUAAUGCUCCCCCAAGUACCCGGGGUGGGCGCCCCGGGUCGAGGCGGCCCGACUCCCGAGGUCGGCGACCAUGGAGGUGGCCCCACGAUCGGGCGUCGGACGCUGGGUCCGGACAGCGCCAGGCGGGCUCCGCGGAUUCCGCGAGCCACCGCGCUGGCACACCGCAGAGUGGGUCGGGCCCGCCUGCGCGGGGAGGACCAGGCUCGAGCAGGCCUCUUCGACCCGCACGACUUCCUUCCAGGAGAAGAGAGGGACCGUCACCGCAGGGGGGACGGGCCUGGAGCCGGCGGCCAUGCCACACCGUGGCAACCUGGACGACAUGGGACGGGCAGCGGGACCUCCAUUUCGUGUCCCGCCAGCGUUGGCGGGACCAGCCGAGACCGGUCCACGACACGCCCGGUGUCGAGGUCCCGCCGCCCUUCCUGGGGCACACGCUGCCCGCCUUCGAGUUGGCCCCGGACCUGCAGGACCCCUGCUGGCUCUGCCGGGUGCCGGUGGUUCACCGCGAGACCCACGAGGCCAGCCCACGCCACCAGGAGCUGCUGAGGGCGGUGGGCCCCCCCACGUGCGUCGAGGCGGCGCUGCGGCUCCUCCAGAGGGACCGGCCCGACCUCCUGGCCCCGGCGGCCCGGGAGCUUCCUGAGGAGGGGGCCACCUCUGCAGCCUCCACCGCCGCUGCCUCUACCGCCGCGACCGCCGCCACCGCGGUCUCGGACACGCUGCCGCCCCCGCUGGCGCCACUCGCCUGCCCGGCCGAACCCCUCCCGCCUCCGCCUCCGCCCGCCGAGGACACGGUGAUGGCGGAGCUGGAGGAGUUCCUGGCCGGGGACCGUCCACCCUUCGCCGACUCGGGCCCCCCGGGGUCCGAGCCUUGA
Messenger RNA from Ixodes scapularis (black-legged tick), 1013 nucleotides. RefSeq names its product WAS/WASL-interacting protein family member 2-like. The transcript has 2 exons. The record is from RefSeq and is a predicted model, not a curated record. Lineage: Eukaryota; Metazoa; Arthropoda; Arachnida; Ixodida; Ixodidae. Bases 45 to 1013 code for a protein of 322 amino acids.